UUGCGGAUUUCAUUUCAGCGAAAUUCAUUAGUGACCCAAAUCAACAAUACGGGAUAUGUGUGUUGCCUGGUUGGGUGGCGGUUGAUCGGCUUUGUUGGGAUUAAUUUGAAAAUUUUGUGGGGUACAUUGACGUUGGUGUCAGUCUGUAGGUACUGCUGAGCAGUUCUGGGGUGAUGCUGUCCAGAAUUAGGGACAACCCUCAGCAUGUGUUUGACUGUUUCUGCGAGGUGGUCAUUCCGACCAAGGCCGACGAAAAGCCAUGGAUCGUGCAGAAGUUCCCCGAUUCGUACCAGAAUGAAGAGACGCUGAAGAUGGUGCCCCAGUUUACGUUUCCCUGCGACUUCGAACGCACAACCGUACAGCAUUUCUCGUUCGUGCUGACCAGUAUCGACUCGAAGUGGACGUUCGGCUUCUGCCGACACGCGCCUCAGAAACAGACGGCGCUGGUGCUCCUCAGCGCCUUCCCCUGGCACGACACAUUCUUCAAACUGCUAAACUGUCUGUCGGACCUGACGGCAUCCGACGACCAGGGGCAACUAUGGACCUGUCUACAGGCGUUACACCGGAGCCCCGUCCCCGACCGGGGCGGGCCCGUCGUAGUUCCUCUACCUGAGGGCAAGAGCUUUUCAGUGGCUUCCACAGAUCACCUUAGUCUUCCAUGCAUACCUCAGGACCGUAACCUGACCGAAUACUUCAACGCCGUGGACACCAACAACAUGAUGAUCAUGUUCGCCUCGAUGCUGUACGAGCGACGCAUCGUCGUGACGUCACGCAAGCUGUCGCGACUCAGCGCCUGCGUUCAGGCGGCGAACGCGGUCAUCUACCCGAUGUCGUGGCAGCACAUUUUCAUCCCGGUGCUGCCUGCCAGCCUGCUGGACUACCUGUCGGCGCCGAUGCCGUUCGUGAUCGGCGCCACAACUUCGGUGAUGCAGCGAACCAAGCCGGCUGAUAUCGGGGACGCGGUGGUUCUGGACGCAGACAACAACCGCAUAGACUCGCCGUUCAACGAUCUGGAGACGCUCCCGCAGGAAGUGGUGUCCACACUGAAGCGGCAGCUGAAGAACCCCAACAACAUGCUCGGAGACGGUGUGGCCCGCUCCUUCCUGCGUGCGCUCGUUCAGCUGAUUGGCGGCUACAGAGACGCCCUCAGGUUUCCUCAGGACUGUGCCAAGAUCACAUUUGACAAGGACGCGUUCAUUCAGAGCCGGCCGGCGCACAUACAGCCGUUUCUGAAGGAGAUGCUGAAUCUGCAGAUAUUCCAUCAGUUCAUAACGGAACGUCUGGAGAUGCUCAACUCGGGUCAGGGCUUCUCGGACGAGUUUGAACUGGAAGCGUGCCUCUACAGCGAGAAGUCGAGCUCACGACUCACACAGCAGUAUAAGGACUGGGCGAGCAACUUUCGGAAAGAGGGUGGUGCCUUCAUAAAGACAGUACGCAGCAAGACCAACCCGGCACUCAAGAGCGCCGUCAAGGGCGUCAAAGAAACGGGCAAGAGCGGCAGCAAGCAAGUGAGGUCGGCCUACAAAAAUAUCAAGUCACGUCUGAAGGACAUCCAGCAGACUCCGGAGGGCGCGCCUGGCGGCCGGCUGGACGAGGAGCCCGCAGAGUCUCAGCCGCGGUCCGCUCCGAGCUCCCCGGGCUCCGCUCGGCCCCGCCGCGGUAUCAGUAGAGGCUCCAGUGCGGUCACCUACCGCCGACAGCCCACCGAGCCGCUGGCCAGAGUGGGAGGACGGGCGGCCGCCGCGACACAGAGCGCACAAACGAUCAAGUAUCACGUGAUUGACCCACCAGCGCCGGGAUCCACCGAAGAGAAUCUGUUUCCUCCCGCCAGCGGACCCAGCCUUUUGGAUGAGGUCAACCAGGUGCUCGAACGCAUCGAGGAGAACAAGGAGACGGACCUGAUCCGACUCGACUCGGCCGAGGACGAGCUGGUGUUUGACCCGCUGCGGGCCCGAGAUCGCGCGAGCUCCCUGGCGGGUCCGGCCGCCGUGCCGCCGGCCCCCCUACCCUGCCCGGCACCCCUGAUCGGCCUGGGCCCCUUCAACGGCGUGCGGCCGGCUAACGGGGCCGUGCACAACCCCGUCUAUCCGUUCUGUCAGCCAGGUCUACAGACGGUGGGCGUACCGCUGGUGGCCGGCGCCGGCGGCUACCCGCUCUCCGGCAGUCGCUCGGCGGCCAGCGUGCUCUCGGCCGCCCCCGCCCCCGCCCCCGCGCCAGCCCCCGCGCCGGCUCCGCGCCGCCAGCCGGUCCGCCAGCCCAGCCAGAGUAGCGAGGAACUGCUCAAGGAGUACGGGCUCGACUUCAGCCGGCUGGCUGUGAACGAACCGCACAGGGACCCGGCGGCGCCGCAGCCACCCGCCCCCGCCCCCGCCCCCGCCCCGGGCGGGUUCCCGGCGCCCGCCAAACCGCCGCCGCCACUGCCGCCAAAGUCCACACGCUGGACAACAUUCGAGUGAUCAAAGCUUUAUUGGGGAACGGAAGUAAGAUCUGGUCUGCCGCGUCGUGUUGCGUCGGAUACUGCUCGGAGCAUGCUCGUUUAUAUUAUGCAUGCGCCAAUGCAAUUGUGAUGUUAACAUUUGCUUCCAGUGACGCUGGAUUGUGAUCGAUUUUUCGCGAAUAUUUAAAGGCUUUGCUGUGCUCAAAGUGUAGCGACGAUAAACGUGGGUUUAUUAUACUGCGUCGCAGUCUUACUUGGUACGGUAGCCGCGUAGUCAGAUUUUACUACACAUUUGGUAGCCUGUGGCCUUUGGCUUGGUAUUUAUUGUGUUUGUGAUCCUCGGUAACGUUAUACGAAGCAACUCUGCUAAUAUUAUGUUCCAUGAGUUAACGGUCUCAUCUUGUACGAAUGCCGGCAGUAUGUAUUAGUUCUCAAAUAAUAUAUGUCUGACAUGG
This is a messenger RNA of Amphibalanus amphitrite, 2892 nucleotides long. Its product is annotated as DENN domain-containing protein 1A-like. The coding region runs from base 174 to 2456 and encodes 760 amino acids. Gene Ontology annotation, cellular component: intracellular membrane-bounded organelle; cytosol. The transcript has 14 exons. Gene Ontology annotation, biological process: endocytic recycling; endocytosis. Gene Ontology annotation, molecular function: guanyl-nucleotide exchange factor activity; phosphatidylinositol phosphate binding. The record is from RefSeq and is a predicted model, not a curated record. Lineage: Eukaryota; Metazoa; Arthropoda; Thecostraca; Balanomorpha; Balanidae.